AAUGGUAGUAAUGUGUAUCGCGGAGUAUCGUGCAACCUGAAGGACGUCGUCAUCGUUGAUCGCCGAGUACCGAUCCUCUUCUUCUUCCUCGUUUCCUCUUCGUGUAUUCCAUCGGGCAUUCCUUACAAUCGAAUUCGGCCAUCGAAUCAAAAGCUAUCUCACCUCCUGGACCAAUUCGUUCUGAACGGUUCGUGACCUGUUUCGUGAUUCACUUUUUCACGGAUGCUCGACAGUCUCGAGGACGACGACGAUUACCUGUUGCUCAGUAUUUUAGCUCGCUGUGGUGCCGUGUGAGGUGAACGUAACACUAACUAGAGUGGAAUCUAGCAGGAAAAUCGACGGAAAAUAGAGAAGAAAAAGAAGAAGAAGAAGAGGAUACCAAGAUGCCCUGUUCCGCGGUGACGCUGUCCCUCGCGACCAUAACCGGUAUCAUUGCCACUGGUCUUCUGGCGAUCGCCUUUUCUACGGAUAACUGGCUCUACACCGAGGUCAAGCGUGCCCAAAUCCAGCAAUAUGCAGCCAAGCAUGCCGAGCAGAGCCACUUGGUGGUGAAAAUGAAUACAAAGUACUAUUACUACACGAGGACGCAGGGUCUCUUCAGGAUAUGCUAUCCCAAAGAAAGGCCACCGACUGUUCAAACCUACUUAAGUCCUGUGGAGACACACUGUAUGAACAUCAAUUACUUCAUCCCUGACGAAGAAAACCUAACAAGGGGCUUCUCGGACGAUGCAAUGACUCGACUUCACAUGGGCAGAUCUGUGAUAGCUCUGUUUAUAGUGGGAUUCGUCGCAAUCUUUACGGCAUUCUGGACGGGAGUGGUAGGCUGCUGGAAGAGGUCACCAGGAAAUAUCACAGCCACCGCAAUCUUGAUGUUGCUAGCAUGCCUAUUAAGUGCUAGCGCCAUGGGGCUCUGGCACGGAGUGGAAUAUUACGAGAAAGAGAAAAUCGUCGGAGAAGAGUACUAUCAACAAUGGAGUAACGUUUUAAGGGACAACGCAGUGCAGUGGUACGGCUGGUCGUUUUACCUUGCCUGGCUGGGGGUGGCUACGUGUUUAGGCACGAUGACGCUAUUCCUGAUAGCGGCAUCCUGCCUCCGGCGGGAGCAUGCCCGCGAGCAGGCACAGAACGUUCAAUACAUCAUGCCAGUAUAUCCUCAGAAGCAACAGUACGCUUAUGCAGGCUACCCAGCACCGGCAGCAUAUCCAGGACCUUACUAUCAUGGAUCGCAGUAUGGACCGUACAACUACUGAAGAAAUUCCGUGUCAUCUCUAUCAACAGGGGAAAGAAAGAGUCUAGAGUGCGGAGCGUGAAACGUGCUCGUAGUGAACAAAAUGUAAUCUGGCAAGCGAUGAUUCCCAAAGGGAAUGAUAAAAAAAAAAAGAAAAACGAAACGAACGAGACAAAAAACGAAGACUCCGAGAGGUCGAUCGUAAAUCCCAAACCGAGCCUGCACGAGGAGAAAAAUAAAAAGCAAAGAAGGACGACCUUGGGUCCCGCCCUAGGUAUAAUUUAUCAUUUGUUUUAAACGAUACGUUACGGACGUUCUGGUGCACACCUGCGGGUCCCACGAUCUCCGAUCUCCGUUUUCUCUUUCGGCAGGUGUCCGUUUGGAACAUGAUCGCUCGCACGGGAAUCAGUUUGACUCGCAAGAGAGACAGUUGCUCAAAAACAAUCCGCGUACUUACUUAGAACUGGGAUGACCCUAUAUGCAAUAAUACUUCUUUUUUAUUUCUCAAAUCUAAUAUUCUUUACUACAUUACUCUUCGUACGUGCUGAUCGUACUAGGACAAUAAUAAUAGUAAUGGUAAUAGUAACAAUAAUGAGAAGAGAUAUGAGCGUGGGAGAGACAUACGUAACAUAAGUGUUGGUAAUUGAUUAUACGUUUGAUUGGCUACAUGAUCUUUCUCAGGUAAAUGAGGAACGACAUAUCGUUCAACAUUUAUCUCGCAAUAUCGUGACGUCGAAUUUCUAAAAGUACCGUACGACUGAUGAGGUUAACCGUCAAUCCCUAUAGUGCCUUACUUUCAAUUACCUUUCAUUCUUACUGUAAACCGACAGUAUGGAACAUUAUCAUCAUCGACAGUAGCGUCGAACGCUUCGUUACCUUUGUUCCAGUUCAGGCGAGAAAUUUAUUAAUUAUAGGAAGGAUAUUCGAAGAUAUAUAGCUAAGUGAAGCCGAAACUACACUGUUCCUUUAAAGUGAAACAGUGUAAACUCGGCUUUAGAGUUAGCAAACCGAGUGGAGGGGCGAAUACAUCAAACAAAUAUUGUGCAAAAUCUUUAUUUAUGUUCGAUCGAGUAGAAAUUUCGUCGACGAAAGAAAAAUUCGACAACAUGGUGCGAGAGAAAUAUCCGUUAGUCAAAUCGAUAUAAAUGGCAAAAAGCGUAAAAUGGGUGCAUCGUAUCAUUCAUAGAUAUCACAUUUCAUAAUAAUGAUUUGCCUCAUCAACUCACUAGACUUUUUAAUGUGUAGAUUCCCUCUUUUUUAUAACGACAUAUAAGAUUUCUUGUUGCGGUAUCGUUACGUAAGGUAUUAAGAAAUAAAAAAUAUUUCAAUUACUUUAUACAUGCAUAUUUUUUUGAGUAAAUAAAUUAAAUCAGAUUUGUACCAAU
Molecule: messenger RNA, 2613 nt
Organism: Bombus pyrosoma
Lineage: Eukaryota; Metazoa; Arthropoda; Insecta; Hymenoptera; Apidae
Exons: 7
Coding region: 384-1250 (288 amino acids)
Cellular component (GO): membrane
Source: RefSeq, a predicted model, not a curated record